GUGUUGGUCCAAUCAAACCAUGGGGAGUUAUCCAGAAACAGCUUUUUAGGACAACAACACACUAUGGACUUGAGAACAGAUUAGGAUCAACUCAUGUACCUUUAUUUUAUAAAAAUAAAGAAAAUUCAGAUAAAAAUGAAGAAAGUUCAGGCAAAAAUGAAACGGAUGUUGGUCUAAUGAGAUAUCUAAAGAAAUGGACAAAAACACAUUGCAAAAAAAAAUCAGGUGAAAAUGAAAAGAAAGCAUUAAUGCGUAAUUCUCGUAAAGAAACUGAUGCAUCAACAACUAUAGGAAAUGAUAAAAAUCAUCAAGCAGCUAUAGACGUUGAUACACCAACGGCUACUACAAAUUAUGAAAUAAUUUCAGAAAUUGAUGAAUCAACAACUACUACAAAUGAUAAAGAUGAUGAACUGUCUUUAAUGAAAAAUCAACUUGAUGAAAUGAAACAACAGCUUGAUGCUCUAAUAGAGCUUCUUAAACACCAUGUUGUUAAAAUUCCUCA
Messenger RNA from Entrophospora candida, 502 nucleotides. NCBI's taxonomy places the organism in Eukaryota, Fungi, Glomeromycota, Glomeromycetes, Entrophosporales, Entrophosporaceae. The record is from the annotation of a GenBank genome assembly.